AAUCAUCACAAUAACAUUUCCACCUCAUUUACAUUACAUUCACUAUGGGGUUGAUGGAUAACUUCAAGGCUUUCGUGCAUCUGAUCACCACAGAUGACCACUACGCUACAUACGACUCUCCUUACAAACAUACCGGCAGUGCCAAUGGUAGCAAUGUCGAAGGAGGCUCAGGAGCUAAUGGAUCGUCGUCCAGACUUUCCGAACUCAACCGUCUCAAUGCGUACCAAAACUCUUCGAGUCAUUCUCUUGUAGACGGCAGUCGCAACAGCUCAACUUCCAAUGUAGGCUACAGACCUGGUCAAAAGUCGUCUGGAACUGUUACUGAGUACCCUUUGCAAACUUUGAACCAGAGCGGACAACCUCCUCUACCAACCAUUGACUCGCUUUGGGACAGAAUCGAAAGUUGGAUCGACGAUGAGUACCCCGAGUUGGAAGACUACUUGAACGAUGGAGUCACCACUGCCGACUUGAACGAGUUUGAAAACGACUUGGGCUGUGGUUCGCUUCCUGUAGAAUUCAGACAAUUCUAUAAGAGACACGAUGGCCAAUUUCGUGGAGGUAAGCCAACCGGUUUGAUCAUGGGCCUAGCUCUUUUGGACUUAGAGGGAAUUGCUGAAGAGUAUGCUGUCUGGUCCAAAGUAGCCCAAAGGUUGGAAGGUCAACAGUACAUUGUUCAACAGCAACAACAACAGCAGCAAAAAGAAACUUCCUCCAGUGCUGCCACCGCUACUCAAAGACCUUUAAGCAAUACAUUCAUAGCUAACCAGAGAUCUAUUCCACCUAACUCGGUGCAGCCAUAUUAUUACCACAAGGGCUGGGUUCCUAUCUUGAAGGACCACAUUGGUAACCAGAUAGCAUUGGAUUUGGCACCAGGUCCUCAGGGUAUAUGGGGACAAGUCAUAAUAUUCGGAAGAGAUUACGACACCAAGUUGGUUGUAGCUUCGAGUUUCCAAGAAUUUAUUUUCAACUUCGUCAAUGAUUUAGAAGCAGGAAAUUACGAAAUUGACUCCGCUCAACUUCAUGAAGAUUUGGGAUACCUCUCGAACUCCAGAAACGACGACUACAUGAUUGGCGAUGAAGACGAAGACCAAGGUGAAUUGACUUUUUACGAUCAGGGUGGAAAGGAGUUCGGCAAGGGUGCCCUCAAAGGAGUUUCUAGUUACGUUGAAGUUAUCAAGAGAAGAUCGUUGAAGAAAUAUGGUUUGACAGAAAACUUCUCGACUACUUUCACUCCUGUAAGGGUUCCAGUUAAGAAACCUGCGGCUCCAUCUGCCACUGAAAGCGGCUCCAACACUCCCUUGAGAGCUCAAAGUCCUUCCUUGGGGCAGUCGAGCACUGCUGCUAAAAGUUCUGGAUCCAGUCCGUUGAUCAAUGUAGAAUCCGCCAACAAGAGUGUAACUUUACAAAGAGAAACCAUUAUCGACGACAAGCUCGAAACUGAGACAGAAAACAAAAUCGAAGACAAGAUAAUAAAAGAAGAACCAGAAAUAGCCUCCAAAACAGAGGAAUCGGAUGAUGCUCUUGUAACUGCGGAAGAAUCUGAGCAGCCAGAAGAUCAGCCUUUGAUCGAAGGAUCUGAAGGAAUUGAAGAAGGCUUGAAGGACGUUGCUUUAUAGAUUUUUGUCGUUUACUUUGUAUUUUCCUCACUUAUACCAGUGAAUUCAGUCCGGGUUAUUCAAAUUAUCACCUAUCCUAUCGUAUAUAUAUAAAUCCAUAUUAGUCAUU
Scheffersomyces stipitis CBS 6054 is the source of this 1725-nucleotide messenger RNA. It is a transcript of the gene SMI1, whose product is annotated as Smi1p. The transcript has a single exon. Bases 45 to 1616 code for a protein of 523 amino acids. Lineage: Eukaryota; Fungi; Ascomycota; Pichiomycetes; Serinales; Debaryomycetaceae. Gene Ontology annotation, cellular component: mating projection tip. The record is from RefSeq and is a predicted model, not a curated record. Gene Ontology annotation, biological process: regulation of fungal-type cell wall biogenesis; cell wall biogenesis.